This is a messenger RNA of Solanum pennellii, 3317 nucleotides long. Its product is annotated as LRR receptor-like serine/threonine-protein kinase GSO1. Lineage: Eukaryota; Viridiplantae; Streptophyta; Magnoliopsida; Solanales; Solanaceae. Gene Ontology annotation, molecular function: protein kinase activity; receptor serine/threonine kinase binding; ATP binding. The coding region runs from base 1 to 3162 and encodes 1053 amino acids. The transcript is spliced from 5 exons. The record is from RefSeq and is a predicted model, not a curated record. Gene Ontology annotation, biological process: protein phosphorylation.
AUGGUUUCCAUGGCUAUGAUUAUAGAAUUGCUAGUUUUGUUAACGUACCUCUCGAAUACUGAUGCAUCGAACAUUUCAACUGAUGAGGCUGCUCUUUUAGCUUUCAAAGCUCAUAUAACUUCAGAUCCAAAUGGAAUGUUGUCGAAAAACUGGACAAAGGGGACUCACGUUUGCAAUUGGAUGGGCAUAUCUUGCAGUAAAAGGCAUCAAAGAGUGACAUCACUAGACCUCAAUGGUCUCAGACUAAGAGGUUCAAUCGCGAUAGAUAUUGGGAACCUCUCCUUUCUUAGUUUCUUGGACAUUAGCAACAACAGUAUCAACGGUGAAAUCCCUGAUGAACUCGGCUACUUGAGGAGGCUGAAGCACUUGUCCUUGUCAAUGAAUAAUCUCACAGGUCAAAUUCCAGAAAGUCUUGGAUUACUGAGAAGGCUCGAGUUGUUGGAUCUUUCUGAAAAUGAUCUCUUUGGAUCUGUUCCUUCGUCUAUCUUCAAUGUCUCUUCUUUGAAGGUCAUCAAUUUGAUUUAUAAUGCACUAUCUGGGACUUUGCCGAAUGACAUUUGCCAUAAUCUUCCGCGGCUGGAGGGAUUACAAAUAGCAAGAAAUCAACUCUCUGGCCAACUACCAAGCAAUUUAGACAAAUGCAAAGAGCUAAUAUAUUUGUCCUUGUCAUAUAACCACUUCACAGGAAACUUGCCUAGAGACAUGUGGAACUUGACAAAACUUCAACAUCUAUUUCUUGGAUGGAAUAACAUAACAGGACAUAUACCAAGUGAAAUUGAUAACCUAUCAGCAAUUCGAAGAUUAAGUCUACGACGGAACAAUUUGGUGGGAAGUCUUCCACCAUCAAUUGGAAAUUUGUCAAAUCUAGAGAUGAUAGACCUAGGUGACAACAGUUUAUAUGGUGGCAUUCCUCAGGAGUUUGAACAUCUUGUAAAUUUGAAAGAAGUGUAUCUUGGUCCAAACAGAUUAUCGGGUGAAGUUCCAAGGCGUUUGUACAACAUUUCUGGACUAAAAAAGAUUUCAUUUGUAGCAAAUGAGCUUUCAGGAACACUUCCCUCAAACAUAGGCCAUACUCUUCCAAAUCUUGAAGGCCUUUACCUUGGGGAUAACCAGUUCACCGGGCUGAUUCCUACCUCCAUUGUGAAUUCCACCAUGCUUAUCCAGCUUGAUUUUGGCCGCAAUCUGUUUAGUGGACCUGUACCUAUGAAUCUUGGAAAGCUACAACAGCUACAAUUCAUCAACUUGCAAAUAAACCAAUUGACGAAUGAUCAAUCUACAGGCGAGUUAAGUUUCCUGACUUCAUUAUCUAAUUGCAAGUAUAUGAAAACCGUUCAAAUAGGAGGAAAAAUACCACCUAACAUCAGUAACUUUAGGAACCUGGAGUGGUUAAGCUUGGGAGAAAAUAAGCUUAUAGGAUCUAUUCCUCCAGAUUUGGGGAACUUGAGGAAAUUGAAAAGAUUUAGCCUAGAGAAAAACAAUUUAGAUGGAAUUAUACCAACUAGCUUGUGUAACAUGGAAAACUUGUACCAAAUUAUCUUGGGGAAAAAUCAACUUACUGGUGAAUUACCAAAUUGUUUUGGAAAUCUUUCAUCUUUAAGAGAACUCUACUUAGAUUCCAAUGCACUAAUUUCCCAUAUUCCAUCAACUUUUUGGAGGAACAAAGAUAUUUCAAUUCUCACUUUGGCCUCCAAUUUGCUGAAUGGGUCUCUUGCAGUAGAAAUGGGGAAUUCAAGGAGUCUGCGGAUAUUACAUUUACAUGGUAAUCAGUUCUCUGGUCAGAUUCCUAGCACGAUUGGCCAACUACAAAGCUUGGUUAGCCUUUCAUUGUCAAAGAAUAUGUUAGAUGGUUCCAUACCUGAACUAUUUGAAGAUUUGGUUUCGUUGGAAUAUUUGGAUCUAUCUAGCAACAAUCUAUCAGGCAUGAUCCCCAAGUCCUUGAGGAAUCUUGAACAUCUCAUGUAUUUCAAUGUCUCGUUCAAUGGGAUCAUGGGUGAAAUUCCAGAUGGAGGGCCAUUCGUAAAUUUUACAGCUGAAUCAUUCAUGGGUAACCCUGCAUUAUGUGGAUCAUCACGCUUCCAUGUGAUGCAAUGCAGAGUGACAAGUCUUGAAAGAAAAAGAAAGAACAGAGUCCUAACUUCUGUUCUUGCAUCAGUUUCCUCAGGAGUUGUAGUCACAACUAUUUUCAUCAUUUGGUUUCUGAAAUGCCGAAAAAGGAGUACAGAACUUCCUCUAGUUGAUACAUUUGGUCAGGUACAUAAGAGGAUUUCGUACUAUGAUAUUUCUCAAGGGACAAACAACUUUGAUGAAGCAAACUUGAUUGGAAGGGGGAGCCUUGGUUUGGUGUAUAAAGGGACACUAGCAGAUGGAAUGGUUGUGGCGAUAAAGGUAUUCAAUACAGAACUGCAACUUGCAUUUAGAAGUUUCGAGGUGGAAUGUCAAGUUUUACGUAGCAUUCGACACAGAAACCUUGUUAAGGUGAUAAGUAGUUGUGCCAAUUUCGAUUAUAAAGUGUUGGUGCUAGAGUACAUGCCUAAUAAAAACCUCAAAUGUUGGCUUCACUCUACUGACAAAUUUUUGGAUAUUACUCAAAGACUAAAGGUGAUGAUUGAUGUGGCUUCUGCUGUGGAGUAUUUGCAUGGAGGUCAUUUGUUUGUAGUCGUCCAUUGUGAUUUGAAACCAAGUAACAUACUUUUGGAUGAAGAUAUGGUGGCAAAAGUGAGUGAUUUUGGGAUAUCCAAACUUCUUACAUCUGAGACGCUAAUAGCACAUACCAAGACUUUGGGUACUAUCGGCUACAUGGCACCAGAGUAUGGGUCUGAAGGCAAAGUAUCAACUUCGGGAGAUGUUUAUAGCUUUGGUAUAUUGUUAAUGGAGACUUUUACAAGAAAGAGCCCUGUGGAUGAUCUAUUCGUUGGAGACUUCACCUUGAAAAGAUGGAUAUGCCAAUCAUUACCAGACCGAUUGGUGGAUGUAGUGGAGAUUAAUCUAUUUUCACUGAACGAAGAAAAUUUUACUUCUAAAGAGAGAUGCUUCAAAUCAAUCAUGGAAUUAGCUCUUGAAUGUACAAAUGAUUUGCCUGAAGAGAGAAUUCGCAUGGAAGAUAUUACUCUGCGACUCAAGAAGAUCCUAACUCAAUUUCAGCAAAAUGUUGUAACAAACUAAAUGGUAGUGCUGAAAUCUAUAGUGGAGCUGUCACAUCUUUUCUUCACGCGCACAAAUAGUUGGGCUAGUACGUAAAACUUUAACAGAUUUAAGGAUAGGCCCCUCCCCUCUAUCCUUCUUAAUUUAAAUACUAGAACUUUUCUUAUGUAGUACGG